This is a messenger RNA of Betta splendens (Siamese fighting fish), 1421 nucleotides long. It is a transcript of the gene mtres1, whose product is annotated as mitochondrial transcription rescue factor 1. The coding region runs from base 564 to 1241 and encodes 225 amino acids. NCBI's taxonomy places the organism in Eukaryota, Metazoa, Chordata, Actinopteri, Anabantiformes, Osphronemidae. The transcript is spliced from 4 exons. The record is from RefSeq and is a predicted model, not a curated record.
UGUAAACCCUGCAAAAGAGUAUUUAGUCGUUACGAUCAUGUAGAACUGUUUUUUAGAAAGCACGUGACAGUUUGCACAUGGACUGAAAAUACGAGUCCACGAGUUGACAGAAGAAGGGUACAGCUAGUUAACAGCUAGCUGUGUUCGCUUUGCUUGGUUUAGGCUGCGAAUGUCAAGCUUAGUAAAGUACAGGCAACCGUGAAGUUAAAAUAAUAAAGAGAGUACGCAAAGAUCACAAUACAAAACCCACAUCUGGAACAGCGUUGUGUUUUAAAUAUGCCUGUUAUAGACUGUAGAUCAGAAAGGAUUACUUCCGGUAAAUCUAUAAUCGCUUUUUAAUAGAAGUAGGUAAACAGUUCGUAAGCCAAAUUUUUCUGUUUACUUUACGCUUGUUAUAUACUAUAUUAGACGUAUUACUACGUUUUUAUUAGUGACAUAAACUGGAUGAUUGGUGGAAGUUAAGACUUUUAUUUUGUAGGUAUCCCUGGAUUUGGUCGAAUAGUGCCGGAAACUAUUUAAAGCACAGUAAUCUCUUCAGUCUGUACAAAGUGUCUGGGUGGAACAUGCAGAGUUUAUUGGUGCAAGCUCUUGCGAUGAGGCAGUUAGGAAGGUUGAAUCCUCGCUCUCUGCUGGCUGCUGGAUACGGACCGAGGCAGAAUGAGUGGUGUCCCAAGACCAUCCACACGCGACAGCUGUGGGGCUGCUCAGCUUUCUCUGCGUUUGGCUGUCAGAGGCCUCCCCUCUGUAGUAAAGACGCUGUCCGGAGCUGGUCUGCUCAUCAUGUGAGGUACAAAAGCAAUAAGAAAGGUGAUGCUAGAAGAACACGGACGGAAGAGGACGAGGAGGAUGAAGAUGAGAAAGACCCGGAGGACAGUGACUAUGAAGCUGAGGACCCAACUCUACCAAAGGACUAUAAAGACAUGGAAAAAUAUGUGCAGUCCUUCAGAUAUGACGUAGUCAUGAAAGCUGGUUUGGACAUAGCACGCAAUAAAAUUGAAGAUGCUUUUUACAACAACAAGCUCAGACUGAAUGGACAGAAACUAAUAAAGAAAAGUAAAACCGUGAAGGUCGGGGAUACCUUGGACCUGGUGCUGUCAGAAAACCAAGAAGAAAACACUGUUACUCUGAUGAGAGUCAUUAUGAGAAAGGUUUUAGGUGAAUCCAGUACUGAAAAGUACAAAGUCGCCAUAAGACGUUGGAAAUGUUUAGAGCUUUCCAAGGAUGAGGCCUUCAAGGCAUGAAUGGGACAAUAGCAUUUAAAUGGUCUCCGAACAAGUCAGAUCCAGAAUGGAUUACAAAGAUGUAAGGUAAAGGUUAAAAGGCCACAGUGGUUGUAGAUAUGAAGAUGGUAUUUGAUAAAAAAGAUAAGUAUUUUGUUUUCCCAUGUGAUGCGUGACCUAAUAAAUGUGCACUUAAACAUU